AUGCCUGGCUUGUGGACUCGGCCGCCGCUUGAUUCUCGGCGGAUACUCAUCUUUGCCAGGUUGAGUAAGCCUCCUCAUUCCCGUCCCAUGUCCCGCAAGCGACCUUCUACCGACAUGUCGAGAAACUCCACUCCAGACGUUCCGUUCCCCUCUUCCCCAGCACUCAACAAGCGCACGCGGGCAGGGGACUACGGAGUACGCCGUGAAGCCACCAUGCCGAGUAUCGUCCCAAUGUGUGUGCCCUGUCCCGGAAAACGUGGGUGGGAUUUCUUCUGUCCUCAUGACCGCCGGCCGGCGUGUGCGGGCUGGGUUGGGCUUGCCAGGGCUCCAGCACUUCCAGGCCUCCUUCAAGGGGGCAGAGUGCUGCGAGUGGGGAGGACGGGCGAGGCUACGGGCAAAACUAGACCAAACGGCCCCAUCGCUGUCCGCCCAGCCUCUCCGCCUCUCCGCCUCUCAACCUCACCACCACCACCAUCACCGCCAACCACCCCCAACACCCAGAAACACCCGCUACCCCAUCCAAUACUAGGCCCCGAGUGCCUCUCGAGACCCCAAAAGAUGGUGUUGACCACUGAAACCGGGCCGCUUGGCACAGGCACAUCUCAGCUGGGAAUGGCCCAUCGCCCUCUUCCCAUGACCUAUCACGCCCCCCCCCCCUCCCCAUCCGUCCUGAUGCACUGA
Molecule: messenger RNA, 681 nt
Organism: Ilyonectria robusta
Lineage: Eukaryota; Fungi; Ascomycota; Sordariomycetes; Hypocreales; Nectriaceae
Exons: 3
Coding region: 1-681 (226 amino acids)
Source: RefSeq, a predicted model, not a curated record